This is a messenger RNA of Mercurialis annua (annual mercury), 870 nucleotides long. RefSeq lists its product as uncharacterized. The record is from RefSeq and is a predicted model, not a curated record. Bases 1 to 870 code for a protein of 289 amino acids. The transcript is spliced from 4 exons. NCBI's taxonomy places the organism in Eukaryota, Viridiplantae, Streptophyta, Magnoliopsida, Malpighiales, Euphorbiaceae.
AUGGGACCUAAGUGUUGGGGUGGUCUAGGCAUCAAGCCAGUUAAGACUUGGAAUAUAGCAGCAAUUACAAAGAAUAUCUGGGGUAUUAUCUCUCUUAAGCCAUCUUUAUGGGCUAAUUGGGUCAGUGUUAACAAGCUCAAGAGAAUGAGCUUUUGGGGCAUAACUAAGCCCCAUGAAGCUUCAUGGAGCUGGAGACAGUUAUUGAACAUAAGAAAUAGAAUUGCUGGGGAAAGAUUCCCUGAGGUAGUUGUCAAAGACUCAGAAGUGGAUAAGUGUGCUAUGAUGAGUAUACUCUUUCAAUUUGGGAUUAUGAACAAUUUCAAGGUUCAGACUAACUCUGCAGAUGAAGUUACUUGUAUGUCUACUAAUGGUUCUUUCUCUAUUAAGGCUUGCUGGAAGUUCAUUAAUCCUACUGAGCCAGUGAUCCCAUGGACUUCUAUUGUCUGGUUCAAGGGUAACAUUCCCAGAUUCUCAUUUAUAACCUGGCUUGCGUUAAUGAACAGGUUGCUUACAAGAGAUAAAUUGUUCAAGUGGAAGGUUAUUCAGGAUGAGAAAUGUUGUUUUUGCAAUACAGCAUCUGAGUCUAUUAAUCACCUGUUUUUUGAGUGUUCUUAUUCUAGAGGAAUUUGGAAUAGGCUCCUUGCUGAUAUGAACAUCAACAGAGAUGGUGUUAGUUGGAGAAGAGAAGUAAGUUUUUUUGUCAGAAGAACAAAAGGGAAGUCCAGAUUAGCAAUUUUCAGGAAAUCAAUAUUCUGUGCUGCAAUUUAUCACAUUUGGAGAGCCAGGAAUGACUUGAUCUUCAACAAGAAUCAAGUGUCUGAGUAUCACAUAUACAAGAGUAUAAGGCUUGCAGUGCAUUAUGCAACUUGA